AUGGCAUCUAGACUAUCUAGUUACCCAAUGGACAGUUUUUCAGUCCAUCCCUAUCAAAAGUGGUUAAAAUUUUGCUAUAUAAAGAAAGCUGAUGAAGAAUGGCUCUGUACAAAAGCCAUCAGAACCAUGAGAAAUCUAGUUGCGAAACCCUCUUCUUGCAUUCUCUUCUUCUUCUUCCUCCUCCUCCUAUCUCUGUCUGCUUUCGCUCACGCGAAAGCUAUCAAAGCUGAUGAACCGUGCAAAAAGCUCACACUUUACUACCAUGACAUCCUCUUCAAUGGGACUAACGUGGCCAAUGCGACCGCAGCCAAAGCUGCAAAUCAAACUAAACUUGGGGACUUCAAGUUUGGCAUGUUGGUUGUGUUCGACGAUCUCAUGACAAAGGGCAACCACCUUCUGUCUCCUCCGGUGGCAAGAGCUCAAGGCUUCUAUUUCUAUGACAUGAAAACCACAUACAAUGCUUGGUUUGCCUACACUUUGGUGUUCAACUCUAGUGAACAUAAAGGCACCAUUAAUAUUAUGGGUGCAGACAUUAUGGACGACCAGACCAGAGAUCUCUCAGUCGUUGGUGGGACCGGAGAUUUCUUCAUGGCACGAGGAAUCGUCACGUUUAGAACUGACACUGUUCAGGGUGACAAUUAUUUUCGCCUUCAGAUGGAUAUCAAGUUGUAUGAAUGUUAUUAAUUAUUCUAGGUUUAAUUUGCUUUAGUCUAAAUAUGAUCCUGUCUG
This is a messenger RNA of Cornus florida, 729 nucleotides long. RefSeq names its product dirigent protein 5-like. The record is from RefSeq and is a predicted model, not a curated record. Bases 1 to 684 code for a protein of 227 amino acids. NCBI's taxonomy places the organism in Eukaryota, Viridiplantae, Streptophyta, Magnoliopsida, Cornales, Cornaceae. The transcript has a single exon.